AUGAGCAAAAAAGUGGCUGAGUUUCAAACAAUGUUUGGCAUGACUCAGACAUUUGGCUGCAUUGAUGAUACACACAUUCCCAUUCAAAGACCGUUGGCUGAUUCUCAAGAUUACUUCAAUUAUAAACAGUUUUUCUCCAUUAAUGUUCAAGCUGUUUGUGAUUCAAAUGGCUUAUUCAUGGAUGUUGACUGCAGGUGGCCUGGCAGCGUCCAUGAUGCGAAAGUAUUUUCAAACUCAUUCAUAAAUAAUGAACUAAAAUUGGGAAGAUUACCACAAACCUUCACUCAUGUUUUACCUGGUCAUGACAAGAUAACUAACUACCUCAUAGGUGACCUGGCAUAUCCUUUAACACCCAACUGCAUUAAAGAAUACCAAUCAUGCUUAAGCAAUGAUGAGGUAGUUUUUAACAACAUGCUAAGAGCCGCAAGAAACCCAGUAGAAUGUGCAUUUGGCCGCCUAAAGGCCAGAUGGUGA
Molecule: messenger RNA, 474 nt
Organism: Xenia sp. Carnegie-2017
Lineage: Eukaryota; Metazoa; Cnidaria; Anthozoa; Malacalcyonacea; Xeniidae
Product: putative nuclease HARBI1
Exons: 1
Coding region: 1-474 (157 amino acids)
Source: RefSeq, a predicted model, not a curated record